Mercenaria mercenaria is the source of this 1494-nucleotide messenger RNA. RefSeq lists its product as uncharacterized. Lineage: Eukaryota; Metazoa; Mollusca; Bivalvia; Venerida; Veneridae. The transcript has a single exon. The coding region runs from base 1 to 1494 and encodes 497 amino acids. The record is from RefSeq and is a predicted model, not a curated record.
AUGGAUAUUACGAAUAGGCGGAAGAAAGCAAGAGAUGUAGGAUUGUGUUUUAUGUGUUUACGAGACAACCACCGAGGAAAUAAUUGUAAGAACUUUCGAGUUUGCGGUACCAACGGCUGUACAAAAAAUCAUCAUAAACUCUUACAUUGCCAGCAGUCACCUUUGAAUAGUAACGCGCAAAAAUCUAUUACGAAAAAUGGAGAUACAUUCGGUGAACCAAAGCAGCAACAACAACAAGGAUUCUUCACAAGAAAAAGUCAAAUAGCUUUACGUACUGUUCCAGUAGUAGUGUACACAGAAAAUUCUAGAAAAAUCUUGAUAAAUGCAUUACUAGAGGGCGGAAGCACGAAAACGUAUAUCAAUCAAAGCCUUGCUGGAGAACUGGGACUUCAAGGAAAAAUUGAGACAGUCCAGGUGAAUACAUUGAAUGAUAAAGUUCAAACUUUUGAAACAAUGUCAGUGAGUUUAACUGUUAAAAGUCUAUAUGGGCAGUCACAGACGGAGAUGGAUGCAUUAGUAUUAGACAAUGUGAUAGGAUCGUUACAGACAGUUAACUGGAAUAAAUACAUAAACAAAUGGGAGCACUUAAAGGGAAUUAAUUUUCCAUUCAUUGAUCAGAAUAGAGCUGUUGAUAUGUUAAUAGGACUGGACUAUGCUACGUUACAUUCUUCGUUACACGAAAUUCGCGGAAAGGCUGGAGAACCAGUUGCACGGUUGACUCCUUUGGGUUGUGUGGGGCAGCUAGAUAACGAUCCACAACAAAUAAGUCUGUUCUCAACAUACUUUGUUAAUGAACCAGAUGAUUUAGACCAAAUGUUGAAAGGUUUCUGGGAAAUUGACAAUUCAGGUCUGACAAUAAAAGAACAACCGUUAACACAGAUAGAACAAAAGGUUUUGAAAGAAAGUGAAAAGGACAUGAAGGUUGAAGACGGUCGUUAUGAGGUGAAAAUUCCGUGGAAAACAGAUCCAAGUAACAUUCCAAAUGAUUAUGAAAUGGCCGUCAAACGUUUGCAACAUACCGAGAAAAGGUUGAAAAAAGAACCAAAUAUUGAGAUUGCGUACACAGAGACUAUAGAAAACUAUGUGAAUAAAGGAUACAUACAUAAAGUACCCCAAGAUGAAACAGAUCCAGUAAAUAAGUGGUACUUUCCUCACUUUCCAGUAGUACGGCUUGAAAAAGAGACAACCAAAGUAAGAAUAGUCUUUGAUGCAUCGGCAAAAUACAACGGAGUGUGUCUGAAUGAUUUUAUUCAAACAGGUCCCAAGCUACAGAAUGAACUUUUCGAUGUAUUACUUCGAUUUCGUAAAUAUGACAUUGCUCUGGUUUGCGACAUAAGUGAAAUGUAUUUAAGAGUCGGAAUUCACGAAACAAACAUAAUAUUUCAUAGAUUUUUAUGGGACUCUUGCGAAUAUGAGUUUAGUACUCUAGUGUUUGGUGUUAAAGCGUCACCCUUUCUAGCACACAACUGGUUGCACAGACAAACGCGAAACUGA